AUAUUCUUCUAUAGUUUCCUUAAGAUGCGAUUUCAUUCCCAUUCCUGUCAUGGUUUAACUCAAGUGUGAUGCCACCCUACUGUCUCCAAGAUUGCCACUACUUCUACCGCACAGCUUUGCGCGGCCUUAGUAUCAGCACUUCCGUUUCACCAUUAUACACUUGAUACGCCCGAAUUUGACUAAUAAGAUGCCUACUCAAGUCCGUAUUUUUGCUAUGCCAAAGUCUCUUGGCGAGACCCUCAGUGCCAGCACGUCAACAACACCCACGUCUUUCCCUACACAAGAAUACAAGGCCGAAAGACCGGUGAGCCCUGAGCUCAAAAAUCGCCUUCCCAUAAUGGAGACUAUACCAGAGAGGCCCAAGGCCGGGGGAAUCACGUUUGCUAGCCAAGAUAGUUUACCUAAACUACCCAUACCUGAGCUAGAACAUACGUGCAAGAAAUAUCUAGCAGCCUUGAAACCACUACAGGGGCCAAGAGAGCAUGCCGAAACGAAGCUUGCUGUUCAAGAGUUCCUGAAGAAGGAUGGGCCUGAACUUCAAAAGAAGUUACAAGAAUAUGCUGCUGGAAAGACAAGCUAUAUUGAACAAUUCUGGUACGACUCGUACUUGAAUUUCGAUAACCCUGUCGUUUUAAACCUGAAUCCCUUCUUUCUAUUAGAAGAUGACCCUACUCCGGCAAGAAAUAACCAGGUUACCCGCGCGGCAUCUCUUGUUGCGUCAGCUCUGGAAUUCGUUCGUGCAGUGCGCCGAGAAGAAUUGCCUCCCGAUACGGUUAAGGGUGCGCCUUUAGAUAUGUAUCAAUACUCUCGUCUCUUUGGCACUGCUCGGGUACCGACAGAGAAUGGUUGUCAAAUCGAGCAGGAUCCCGAGUCUAAACACAUCGUUGUGCUAUGCCAUGGUCAAUUCUAUUGGUUUGACGUCCUCGACGAUAACUCCGAUCUUAUUAUGAGCGAAAAGGACAUAUCUAUAAACCUUCAGACAAUAAUAGACGAUGCGGCUCAAACACCGAUCCAGGAGGCCGCCAAGGGAGCCUUUGGCAUUCUUAGUACAGAGAACCGAAAGAUUUGGUCCGGCCUGAGAGACGUUCUUACUAAGGAGGAGGGAUCAAACAAUGCGGACUGCCUCGGAAUUGUUGACUCGGCCUUGUUCGUGCUGUGCCUCGAUUAUACAGAACCGGCUACGUCAGCUGCCCUAUGUCAAAACAUGCUUUGCGGUACGAAUGACGUGGUGAAGGGGGUACAGAUUGGUACUUGCAUAAAUCGGUGGUACGAUAAACUUCAAAUCAUCGUCUGCAAGAACGGAAGCGCGGGUAUCAAUUUCGAGCAUACCGGUGUCGAUGGACACACCGUGCUACGAUUUGCUAGUGAUCUCUAUACAGACACUAUAUUACGCUUUGCAAGAACCAUCAACGGUCAAGCUCCUAGUCUGUGGAAGACGACGAGUCCAGAUCCAUCAAAACGUGAUCCUGAGAGCUUUGGGGACGUCACCACAACCCCUCAUAAGUUAGAGUGGGAUAUAUCUCCUGAGCUUAACAUUGCCAUACGGUUCGCCGAAUCUAGACUUGCAGACCUUAUCAGCCAGAAUGAGUUCGAAUGCUUGGAUUUCAGCGGCUAUGGGAAGAACUACAUUACUUCCGCAGGGUUUUCACCAGAUGCAUUUGUGCAGAUGGCUUUCCAAGCAGCUUAUUAUGGACUAUAUGGGCGAGUUGAAUGUACUUACGAACCAGCCAUGACGAAGACUUUCCUCCACGGUAGAACUGAGGCUGUACGAACUGUAUCAGAAGAAUCUGUGAAUUUUGUCCAAACUUUCUGGGCGGAUAACCCGGCGGAGGUGAAGGCAGAUGCUCUCCGUAGGGCGUGCCAGCAACAUGUCAACGUCACCAAGGAAUGUUCUAAAGGACGAGGCUGCGAUCGACACCUCUAUGCCCUGUUCUGCGUGUGGCAGAGGUAUCUAGAUGAGGAGAGCAACCGCUCACCCAGCAGCAUGGGAUAUUCAAGCCCGGUCGAGAACGGCUCAAAUGGUUACGGCUCGGACCAAGGCUCCGUUGUCGGCAGCCCUAGCAGGGAAUCGGUGUCAUCAGGCGAGGGACGAACGCGCCAACGCGGCGACAGCACGAACUCGCGAUGCUACGACAAUCAAGUACCCGCCAUAUUUGCGGACAAUGGAUGGGACAAACUAAACCACACGAUCCUUUCAACAUCCAACUGCGGAAAUCCCUCCCUCCGCCAAUUCGGCUUUGGACCUACCUCCGGCGGCGGGUUCGGAAUCGGAUACAUCAUCAAGGACGAGGGCAUAAAUAUUUGCGUAUCUAGUAAACACAGACAGACGAAGCGCUUCGUGGAUACACUCGAGAGCUACCUACUAGAGAUUCGAAGGAUCUUGCGCAUCACGAACCGGAAGACCACGAGCUCGAGGCAGACGAGGGCGAGAGAGAUCGAUCCAGAACGCCCGAGACCGCACCAUCAUAGGGCUAAGACGAGGGGACGCAUGAUUACGGGUACGGAUAGCUUGAGGGCAAUGGCGGCGAGGUCAAGCACGGGGACGAGGAGCCCGACGGAGGAGAGUUUGAUGAUGAGCGAGGAUGACGAGUUAGGUGGUUACGGCUUCUUCGACGCAGGCAUGCUCCUCCAGGCCCUGAAGGCGCGGGGCGAAGCACUCGAACAGCAAGGCGAGGCGAAAGCUUCGGAGAGGGCGGCGGCGAAUGCGAGGAGGCGGGAGAUAGGGAAGAAAUUGAGGUUGGUCGAGUAUUGACUCUUAU
Annulohypoxylon truncatum is the source of this 2759-nucleotide messenger RNA. Its product is annotated as choline/Carnitine O-acyltransferase. Gene Ontology annotation, biological process: carnitine metabolic process. Lineage: Eukaryota; Fungi; Ascomycota; Sordariomycetes; Xylariales; Hypoxylaceae. The transcript is spliced from 3 exons. The record is from RefSeq and is a predicted model, not a curated record. Bases 188 to 2752 code for a protein of 854 amino acids. Gene Ontology annotation, molecular function: carnitine O-acetyltransferase activity. Gene Ontology annotation, cellular component: mitochondrion.